Molecule: messenger RNA, 5670 nt
Organism: Sorex araneus (European shrew)
Lineage: Eukaryota; Metazoa; Chordata; Mammalia; Eulipotyphla; Soricidae
Gene: PDK4
Product: pyruvate dehydrogenase kinase 4
Exons: 11
Coding region: 305-1543 (412 amino acids)
Biological process (GO): regulation of glucose metabolic process; protein phosphorylation
Cellular component (GO): mitochondrion
Molecular function (GO): pyruvate dehydrogenase (acetyl-transferring) kinase activity
Source: RefSeq, a predicted model, not a curated record
CGUUUGGGGGUGGCGGGGACGGGGGUGGGGGAAGCGAGGCACACAAAUAAAACCCAAGGAGGCGGACGUGAUGGGAAGACGCUGACUUGAGAGUCUCGAGCACAGCACACACUGCCCGACUCCUGCACCUCCAAGCACCCUAAGAACUUUAUCCAGGGCGAGGUGCACUUACUCCCAAGAACACCUGGCCCUGCCCUGCCCCCGCCGACGCACCCACGAAGCUCUUCCUCGACUCGGGUUCUGCUCCCUGCAGCCUGCGCCCCUCCAGUCCGCCCCAGCUUCGAGCAGUCCCGUGGGCUUGACGAUGAAGGCGGCCCGCUUUGUGCUGCGCAAUGCCGGCUCCCUGAGUAGUGCCAGCCUGGUGCCUCGCGAGGUCGAACAUUUCUCGCGCUACAGCCCGUCCCCGCUGUCCAUGAAGCAGCUGCUGGACUUUGGUUCAGAAAAUGCGUGUGAAAGAACUUCUUUUGCGUUUUUGCGGCAAGAAUUGCCUGUGAGACUAGCCAAUAUCUUAAAGGAAAUUGAUAUUCUUCCUGAUCGACUAAUUAAUACCCCUUCAGUGCAAUUGGUCAAAAGUUGGUAUAUCCAGAGUCUGAUGGAUUUGGUGGAAUUUCAUGAAAAAAAUCCAGAGGACCAUAAAGCUUUAUCAGAUUUUGUAGAUACUCUCAUCAAAGUUCGAAAUAGACACCAUAAUGUAGUUCCUACAAUGGCCCAAGGAAUCAUAGAAUAUAAAGAUGCCUGUACAGUUGACCCAAUCACUAAUCAAAAUCUUCAGUAUUUCUUGGAUCGAUUUUACAUGAACCGUAUUUCUACACGGAUGCUGAUGAAUCAACACAUUCUUAUAUUUAGUGACUCCAAGUCAGCAAACCCAACCCACAUUGGAAGCAUUGAUCCAAACUGUGAUGUAGCAGCAGUAGUCCAAGAUGCCUUUGAGUGUGCAAAGAUGCUUUGUGAUCAGUAUUACUUAACGUCUCCAGAAUUAAACCUCACACAAGUGAAUGGAAAACUUCCAGGCCAACCUAUUCACAUUGUCUAUGUCCCUUCUCAUCUUCAUCAUAUGCUUUUUGAACUAUUCAAGAAUGCAAUGAGGGCAACAGUGGAACACCAGGAAAAUUGUCCUUCUCUUACACCAAUUGAUGUGAUUGUUGUUUUGGGAAAAGAAGAUCUUACAAUUAAGAUUUCAGAUAGAGGAGGUGGUGUUCCCCUGAGGAUCAUUGACCGCCUCUUUAGUUAUACUUACUCUACUGCACCAACACCUGUGAUGGACAAUUCCCGGAAUGCUCCUUUGGCUGGCUUUGGUUAUGGCUUACCAAUUUCUCGUCUCUAUGCCAAGUACUUUCAAGGAGAUUUGAAUCUCUUCUCUUUGUCAGGAUAUGGAACAGAUGCCGUCAUCUAUUUAAAGGCCCUGUCUUCUGAGUCUAUAGAAAAGCUCCCAGUCUUUAACAAGUCAGCCUUCAAACACUAUCAGAUGAGCAGUGAGGCUGACGACUGGUGUGUCCCAAGUAAGGAACCAAAAAACCUGGCGAAGGAGACACUGGCUGUGUGAAUGGGGGCACUUGCAACACUGGAAGGGAUCAAAGUGGGCUCACACUAGUGCCGCUUCCUGAACGUUUGCAUGUGAACUCUGGUUUCCUCAACAACAUGACGACAAAAACUCCUUGAUUAGAACAUUGAGGCAGAGGAAAGGGGCUUGUUUCUGUUACCCAGGAGAGCACAGUGCUGGACGGCAGGAAUGAACAGAUGACUGACUCUUUUAUUCUUCUCACUUAGAAUAUGCAUGAGUUGAUAGCAAAUCCUAAAGAAGAAAUAAGCUUCAGUUUUCCAUUAUUUUAUCAACAAGAAUGGGAAAGGGAGAGAUGUGAAGACUUAGGCCAGAAGUUGCAAUUGACUGUGUUGUUGAAUGACGUUAAAAACAAUUGGUAUUUGCUAAAUACCAAGUAUCAAUAUAUCAAGCACUGCCCUGUCAUUCAAGGAUUGGGACUUACUUUACCUUGUGUGAUUAGAAAUGUAAAUGUACAUUUUAUGUGCAGAUAUGAAUCUGUAUAUUUAGUGUGUGUGUGUAUAUAUAUGUGUGUGUGUGUGUCUGUGUGUGUAUCCUCUAAGAAAAAAAUGUUGGCAACCUAAAAAAAUACUUGCUUUGAGAAGGUACGAGUUAAAACAUUUUAUUCAGUGUUGCUGCCAAGGUUUACUGCCAAUAUGAAAACUCAGAAGGAAACCUUUUAGUGAAAAGUAGAGCCCUUUAAUAUGCUGCUUUUCCUGUUCAUGCUCACAUAAUAAGAAAACAUUUAUUGUUAGGUACCUGGUUGUGGGUGAAUUAAAAAGUCUGCACCAAAUUCAGAGUGUUGGUAGUGGAGUGAGAUAAGAAUUACCAGGGUGACUGCAACCUAUCUCUUGUUUUGCUGUGUUUCUAAAUGAUUUGAAAAAAAAAAUCAAUGUUAAGGAAAGAAGUUUGUUCAGAACCUGUGUCAGGAGGAAGGACUGCUUUCUCCCAGGUAAUCCAAAGAUAUCCAUGUUUCUAGGAUUGAAAAGAGGGAAUAUAUGCAUAUAUGUUUAUAUGCAUAUAUACAUAAGCAUAUGUAUAUAUGCAUAUAUGUUUAUAUGCAUAUAUACAUAAGCAUAUGUAUAUAUGUUUACAUACAUAUAUAUGUAUUAUAUUAUCUACACUCCAGUGUUUAUUUGCCUGUAACACAAUUCCAAGGUGCAAAUGGCUUAAGAAAAUCAGAAUUUAAGUACUCCUUGAGUACUUUUACCAAAUAAAAUAAUUAAGGAGUUUUUAUGCCAGGAUGUUUUGUGAACCAUAGAGAUUUAAGAGCUGAUAUGUAAAAGCUGUAAAGCGUAUGAAAGUUUUGGAAAGUUGAGUUGGAUAUACUAGGCAAGUUGAUGGUUCAGCCUAGUAGAUUAUAUUUAGAGAAGAAAAUGAAUGUAGGAAGGGAGGGAAGCAGAAGACAGGCAUUUUGUGUAUGUUCUUCACAAGUAAUUUGAAGAAAAGUAACAUUUUUCUAUAUAAAUUAUUGACAAGAGCAUUUGUAUCUUACUAAGGACUAUGGUCUUUCUAAGUACUAUAUGGCUUCUUUAAAUGAUUAUCUUGUAAAAUAAUAGGCCUUUCUGAAAUUAAUAAAUUCAUCCGUGUCAAAUUGAUGUUUAUAAGUGGGCAAUAGAAAAAACUAGAAUUGUCAGCAUUGUAAAAUAAUCAGUACUGUUUUGUGUGUUGAGUUUAACGUGCAUAUUUAAUGUUGUUAUGGUUUAAUGUCUUGGUGCUGCAGAUAGAAGCCUCAAACUAUGUUUUGUAGAUUCAGACUUAACUAUUAAAGUUUCAGGCAGUGACUCUCAUUGAUUACACAAAACUAUUUGCAACCAAUUAUUUGACUUUUCAGUUUUUACUGAAAUGUAAACAUUUUUGCAUAUAGAUACAUGUAUUUGCCAAAGAUUUAAAGCAGUCAGUUAAUUUUAACAUAGCAAUACUGUGAACUAUCUUGAAACAGUAGAGAAAAAGAAAUACAUCUCCGUAACAAUAAUGUGUAGAGUUCUAUAAAAUAGGAAUAGUCUACACUGGCAUUUGUAAAUCUGUUGAUGAGUUUUAGGAUUCUAGUGGCUGAUACUGAAUGCUCAAGCGCACUUAAAUUCUUAAUGCAUAAAUUGUACUUUAUUUCUAGGUUGUGUACAGAGAAAUUAUAUAAUUUUAUAAUAAAUAUUUUUAUUAAAAUAGUAAAAACAAUCUUAAAGUUCUUUACUCAAAAUUAAUGGCAAACUACUGAUUAUUUGAGGUAAAUGUUUUCUUCAUUUUUAUUCAAUCAUAUUCAUGAAGACUUGAAAAAAGCAAAAGUAACUUGCAAUCUUACUGUAAAACAAAAGGUAUUUAUAGCACUCCAGAAAUUUCUGUCAUUUGCAUUCUUAUGUAUAACACAAGUGUAUGUUUAUCUACAUGUAUUUAAUAAUCAUUUUUGCAAUAUUUAUAUUCUCUACAUAUUUUGGUAAACUCACUUUAGAGUUCCAGUUUUUGUAUUUACAUAGUAAGUACAAUAGCGCACCAAAGUAAUUACCUAGAUCACUUAGGUAUUCCAAAUAAUUUCUGGAUUAAUAUCUGAGUAAAAAUAAAAUACCAAUAAGAUCAUUAAAUGAAAUUAAUGAUUUUACUAUUAUUAUACUGUCUUUUUUACCAAUUUAAUCCUACUUUAUCCUUACACAGCAACCUUUACCUGUUGCUAUCCUGUCCUUAUUGGCAAAGUAUUGCAAUGAUAAUAAGAAAAGGAGGAGGUAGGAAAGAAUGGGAGAGGGAGUAGGAGGUAGAAACAAACACAAAGACACAGAGAAGUUAUAUUAAAAUAAAAUUAUAAAAUCAUUGGAAGAAAUUUUCCAUGAUAAAAUUCUAGACUAUUGCCAGAAUGAUCAUACUUGAAUAGAAACAGCAUCAACUGAAGACAUUAGGUCCUGAACAAUCUAAUUUAACUAAUUCCCUUUUAUAAAGACAAUCUUCUUAUUUCCUUCAUUUCUUCUAUCUGAGAACUACUGUAUUAUGUUUCAAGGAAGCAUAUGGUCACAUGCACAGACAGAUGCACACAUUUGCAUAAAUCCCCCCCCACGAGCCAGUGCACGUACUCGCACACGCACACACAGAAUUCAGCUACACAGUUGUCUUAGAUUGAACUGUUUAAGAAAGUUAGUGCUGUUUAUCACUCAGAAUCUUCACCCAUAGUGCCAUAAAACUUGCAAGACAGAAAAUUCUACAAUUCUCCAUGUACUUGUAAUGUGUGCAUAAGAGAGAUCAAUGUGAUCCAGAAGCACAAAUAUUGAUUCUGAUAAUCCAAAAGCUUGAAUACUGAUCCGGAUAAUUAUUUUUUAUCCUACUAUGCUUUCAGUCACUAGUUACUUAUAUAGAUGGAGAUGUCUCAUAACUACUACAAAUGUACAUGGAAUCUCCAGGUCAUUUUUUCUGUCCUUACAAACCAAGUGACUUUCAGGUGACAACUUUCAAGUCAACUUUAGGUUAACUUUCAGGUUGACUUCCAAGUGACUAGGUCCCAAAUACUCACUCCCUUAUUCCCCAUGAACAGUUAGAAAAGUAAGAUUGUAUCUUCAUAAACAUUCUCUUUGGAGGAAUUUUUUACUUUUAAUAAAAAUUUGAAUUACUAACUUACUAAACAUUUACUGCAUAAAUGCAUAAAUUAAUUUAUGCCCAUCAUAGCACAUCAUCAUUGUAUUUUAGAGCUGGUUUGAAUUCUAUAUUUAAUAAUUGCACAUAAUAUUUUAUAAUAUUUUUAAAAUUUAAGUUGUAGUCAAAAAUUUUAUUGCAGAAACUCUGGAAUACGUUUACAAACUGUAAAUUGCAAUUGAGGUUUAUUUGAUAUCAUUUUCCAUUAGCAGUCUUUGGUCAUUAUCACAUCUUUAAAAAGAAAUUAAAUAAUGGUUAAGAUUAUUAUUACUAAGAAAAUUUCUUGAGAAAAUAGAUCAGUAUUUCAGCAUUUAUGGGUAUUUUCCCUUCUUGUUCACCUUGGACUCAGAUGAGAACAUAUUACCAUCCAUAUUUUAUGGCUCCUUAAUGGAAAUCAGCAACAUCUUUUAAUGAGAUUUUUCAGUUCCUACCCACUGCAAAUAAACAUUAAAAGUCAUUCAAAACCAGCAUAAAUGUCAGUAGCCUUGUAACUGUGUUAAAUCUAUUAAAUGAUGUGAAAAUGA